AUGACAAAGAAAAAAGUUUCUAUUGCUACUCAUAUGAAUAAACAUUCUGGUGUUUUUAGAGAAGAUAGAGGGGUUAUGUUCUGUAAUUAUUGUGAUUUGUCUAUUGAAUGGAAAGCCAAAUCAACUGUUGACAGAUAUUGCAGUUUAAAGGGGUAUUUAAAAAACAAACAAGCAUAUGAAAAUAAAGAAAAAUCCUCCAAACAAGUUACACUUGCUAUUACUAUUGCAUCUGAAUCAAAGAGGAAG
Molecule: messenger RNA, 246 nt
Organism: Dentiscutata heterogama
Lineage: Eukaryota; Fungi; Glomeromycota; Glomeromycetes; Diversisporales; Gigasporaceae
Source: the annotation of a GenBank genome assembly